Messenger RNA from Penicillium concentricum, 1767 nucleotides. RefSeq names its product putative siderochrome-iron transporter Sit1 (gene sit1). Bases 1 to 1767 code for a protein of 588 amino acids. The transcript is spliced from 9 exons. Lineage: Eukaryota; Fungi; Ascomycota; Eurotiomycetes; Eurotiales; Aspergillaceae. Gene Ontology annotation, molecular function: siderophore-iron transmembrane transporter activity. Gene Ontology annotation, biological process: transmembrane transport; intracellular iron ion homeostasis. Gene Ontology annotation, cellular component: vacuolar membrane; endosome. The record is from RefSeq and is a predicted model, not a curated record.
AUGUCGCUCGUUAAUGAGAACGUUGAUCACCGCGUCAGUGGAGACUCGAAGAAUCCCCGCAAUGAAGCCGUCUCGCUGCGUGAGCCUGUGAGUGUGAUGGGUCAAGGCAGUCCAGGUGUUCGUCGCAUCGAAAUUAUUACAUCGCACUUCCGAUUGUCCGAUCGGAUAUGUCUCUUUUUCGCUAUUUUCCUGAUCGCCUAUGUAUAUGGGUUGGAUGGAACUGUUCGCUAUACAUACCAGCCCUAUGCAACUCAAAGUUACGGUCAGCACAGUCUUCUUGCGACUAUCAAUGUUCUCCGAGCCGUCAUCGCUGCUGCAGCACAGCCUACUGCGGCAAAGGUUGCAGACGUAUUCGGCAGAGUGGAACUUAUCCUCGUCUCGAUCCUCUUUUAUACCGUGGGUACUAUUGUGGAAGCAUGCGCAACGAGUGUGGAAGGUUUCGCCGCGGGAGCCGUUAUCUACCAGAUUGGAUACACUAUUAUUAUGCUUCUGGUUGAAGUCCUAAUCGCCGAUGUGACUUCUAGCCGAUCCCGUCUCCUUUUCUCCUAUAUUCCGGCCACGCCGUUUAUCAUAAAUACGUGGAUCAGCGGCAACUUGACAUCCGCCGUUCUCAAAGUCACCACAUGGCAAUGGGGCAUUGGCAUGUUUGCUAUCAUCUAUCCUGUGUGUGCUCUCCCUCUUAUUGGAGUUCUUCUCGUCGUCCAGCGACGCGCAAAGAAGUCAGGGGCCCUUGAAUCGUACAAGAGCUCCCUCCAGGUCAUGGGAAAAAGACAACUGGUUGUAGAACUGUUCUGGCAUCUGGAUAUUGUCGGCAACAUUCUGUUGAUUGCCAUGUUGGCGUGUAUCCUUGUUCCGUUCACUCUCGCCGGAGGUGUAAGUACACAAUGGAAAACAGCAAAGGUAAUUGCGCCACUUGUCAUAGGCGUUUUGCUCAUCCCGGUCUGGAUUUUCUGGGAGAGAACCUGCAAACACCCGAUGCUGCCAUUCAACCUUCUCAAAGACCGUGCUGUCUGGGGCGCCCUCGGAAUCCCUGUCAUGCUCAACACUGCGUGGUAUCUGCAAGGUGAUUUCCUAUACACUGUGCUUUUCGUCAGCUUCGAUGAAUCAGUUUCCAGUGCGACUCGGAUCACAUCUCUUUACAGUUUUGUGUCCGUUAUCACAGGAGUUAUCCUCGGCCUCAUCGUCAUGAAGGUUCGCCAAUUGAAGCCCUUCAUCGUGGCCGGAACCCUCCUCUUCAUGGUUGCGUUCGGAAUCCUCAUAUAUUUCCGAGGUGGCGCUGCGAGCUCCAGUCAUUCUGGUGUCAUCGGUGCGCAAGUUCUGCUAGGUAUUGCUGGUGGAAUGUUCCCUUACCCAGCUCAAGCCAGUAUCCAGGUUGCGUCUAAACACGAACAUCUCGCUGUCAUAACUGGUCUUUACCUCGCCGCCUACAACAUUGGUAGCGCACUAGGAAACACAAUUUCUGGUGCGAUUUGGAACCAAGUCUUGCCUUCUGAACUAAACUACAGACUCGGCAAUGAAACCCUCGCUGCGUAUGUCUACGCCCAGCCUCUUGCGUUUGCUGCCGUCAACCCUGUGGGUACGCCCGACCGAGACAAUGUCAUUCUAGCCUAUCAGAAGACGCAGCGUCUGCUGUGCAUCACGGGUAUCUGCUUGACAGUCCCUUUGAUUGCCUUUGCCCUGGUCAUUCGUAACCCGACACUCACGAAGGAGCAGAGUCUUGCCAAGGCGGAGGCGGAGAGCAGUGAUUCCGAUUUUUCAACUCGUUAA